Molecule: messenger RNA, 2249 nt
Organism: Mycena citricolor
Lineage: Eukaryota; Fungi; Basidiomycota; Agaricomycetes; Agaricales; Mycenaceae
Source: the annotation of a GenBank genome assembly
AUGGCUACGCUGCAGCAACCCAUGAAUGCGUUCACCAGAGACUAUGUCUCGAUCUCCGACCACGCAUUGUUCGUCUUUGGUCGUCUCCCGUUCCAUGCUGCCCUGGCUGAUGUAUAUCGAUCCUUCCUUACGCACAGGAUCGGAAACUUGCACACCGCAGCGCUCGUCAGCACCGAUGCUUCCAUCGAAAGUUACUGCAUUCCAAACUUCGAUUCCCCGUCUGUCUUUGCGCGCAUCUUGGACAAGAAGAAGGGCGGACACUUCUCGAUUACACCCACGGUCCCGUACAACGCCAAGCAGAACUAUGCAUCUAGCUCCAACGUUCUGCAUACCAAGUUUAUGAACGAAGGAGGGGUGGUCACCAUCACUGACUUCCUGCCCCGUCAACCCGUUCUGCCUCUCGGUGGAACCAAGCAUCCACUCCUUCCGUGGCUAAUCCGACGCGUCGAGGUCGUUCGCGGCACCGUCCCUCUCCGCGUCGAAUGCGCCCCCGCCUUCAACUACGCACGAUCCAAGCACACGACUGACAUCGUCCCCUCGCACUCUGACGGCACCAGCAAAGCGGUCUUUCAAUCUGACCUUCUCACCCUGGACCUUCGCUUCGUACCCGAAAGCACCAUGCCGAACGUUCCUGCGCCGCAGAUCGACCUGGCCCUGCUGGAUCUAUCGGAGCUUGGACAUCUGGGACACGCUAUCCAAAGCGAGAUGACACUCACCGAGGGCCAAUGCGUGACCUUCGUGCUACGCCAUCUGCCGAGCCCAGCUCAAGCUGGGUCGGUCCUGCCUAGAAGUGAUCCGCCCUUGACUGUGGACUUUGUGAACAGUCUUCUCACCGCAACGAACAAGUACUGGCUCGAUUGGAUUCGGCAGUCGACGUACAACGGCUCGUGGAAAGAAGCUGUCCAUCGCAGCGCCCUAGCCUUGAAGCUGCUUAUCUAUGAGCCUACCGGUGCGGUUGUGGCGAGUCCGACCUUCAGCCUACCAGAGUACAUCGGCGGGACACGGAACUGGGAUUAUCGCGCAUCCUGGAUUCGUGACUCGUCGUUCACGCUCUAUGCGCUGAUCCGACUGGGGUUCACCAAAGAAGCAGAUGCUUACAUGGAAUUCAUCUUCGAGCGGCUACGAAACAAGAACCCCGAUGGCAGUUUGCAAAUCAUGUACACUAUCCAUGGGGGCUCAGAACUCGAAGAGAUCGAGUUGACCCAUCUUGAUGGACAUAAAGGAUCAAAGCCAGUGCGGAUUGGAAAUGGGGCCGCAGAUCAUGUUCAGUUGGAUAUCUACGGUGAACUCAUGGAUUGUAUCUAUCUUGGCCAGAAGGUAAAUCUUUCGUCUUCCUCGCCUUACAACUCGUACCCAUACAUCUUUGCCAGUCUGGGAGACCGUUAUCUUAUGACACAUGGUCAGUCGCAGAGACUGUCCCGUUUCAUCAUUGACCGCCUCGUCCUCAGGCUCUUGGUGCGAGACCUAGUGGACUACGUCGUCGCAAAUCUGCACCAACCAGAUUUAUCUAUCUGGGAAGUCAGAAACAAGAAGCGGCAUUUUACGUAUUCCAAAGUGAUGCUUUGGGUCGCUAUCGAUCGUGGCCUCCGUCUCGCAGACAAACGGUCCCUUCCCUGCCCGAAGCGUCUGGAGUGGCUCGCUGCUCGUGAUGCACUGUACGAGGAGAUCAUGACUAAAGCAUGGAACCCGGAGAUGCAGGUCUUCGGUCAAAGCUACGAGGAUCGCGACAUUCUCGAUUCUGCGGUGCUGAUUAUGCCGUUGGUGUUCUUCAUCCAACCGAGCGACCCCCGAUUCAUGGGGACGCUGCGGCAGAUCCUGAAAACGCCGGAACGCGGCGGGCUGACUGCCAAUAACUUGGUCUACCGCUACGAUGUGAGCAAAGCUGAUGAUGGUGUUGGUGGCGAGGAGGGCACAUUCUGUCUCUGCACCCUUUGGUGUGUCGAGGCACUGACACGUGCCGGUGAAUACGACCUGCCCAUGCUGCAGCGGGCUGUCUCGAUGUUUGAGGACUUUUUGCUCUACUUGAACCACGUGGGCCUGUGCACCGAGGAAAUAUCUGAUGCUGGCGAAGGUCUUGGGAACGCCGUUCAAGGAUUCACGCACGUGACGUUGAUUUCUGCUGCUUAUAACUUGUCGAGGACCAUGACCAAGAAAACCAAGUUCUAAUCGUCCUUGUAAUGAUUUGGCGAAAUAUAGAUCAGAAUGUACUGUGCAAGAACGAAGAGAUGAUAUUUUACGCUGCUACGAGU